Messenger RNA from Stylophora pistillata, 5945 nucleotides. RefSeq lists its product as uncharacterized. Gene Ontology annotation, cellular component: cytoplasm; plasma membrane; presynaptic membrane. Gene Ontology annotation, molecular function: protein binding; molecular adaptor activity; calcium ion binding. Gene Ontology annotation, biological process: clathrin-dependent synaptic vesicle endocytosis; endosomal transport. The record is from RefSeq and is a predicted model, not a curated record. NCBI's taxonomy places the organism in Eukaryota, Metazoa, Cnidaria, Anthozoa, Scleractinia, Pocilloporidae.
GACAUCAAAAUUAGAAUAAAUAUGGCGGGCUGAAAAUCGUCAACAUGAGAACUCUGAAACAAAUAUAUUUUCCACAUUUGUUAAUUUAACUAGUGCGUAUUUUUCAAAGGUCGCUUCUUCAGCCUGAGAUGGAUUUGAAGUGGACGAUAUCCGAGGAGGAAAGAAGUCGCCACGAUGCCUUGUUUUACAGCCAAAAACCUCAAGAACGAUUCUUAUCAGGAGAGCAAGCCAGGUCUUUAUUUAUAAGAUCCAAACUGCCUCUACCAGAGCUGAGCAAAAUAUGGAAACUUGCUGAUGUUUCACGGAACAACAAGUUAGACAUUGCUGAGUUUGCUGUGGCAAUGCAUCUUAUUCAAAGCCGUCUAAAAGGCACAGAUAUUCCCCUCAAGCUGCCAGACACCUUAACUCCAAAGCAUCUACCUCAUGUAAGCAUUCCUGUUGUAUCUGAGGAGGAAAAAACAGCAUAUGAAAGAGCUUUCAGGUGGAAAAACGGUCAUAAGACAGGUUAUAUUGAUGCUGAAAGUGCUUGUUCUGUUCUCAUUGGAUCAGGCCUUCCAGAGGACAUUUUAGCAAGAAUUUGGAAUUUGUCUGACAUUGAUAGGGAUGGAAAACUCUCUCUUGAAGAAUUUAUUAUAACCCUGCAUUUAACACGAUUCUGCAAGAAAGGUAACUCCAUUGAGGGGAAUGUAAAUGUAAGGUCAAUUCUAUCAGAACAGCUGACAGAGGAAUGUUACGACAGCAAAAAACUGAGACUUGCUGAAGUCCAAACUGAGAAACGGAAACUUCUUUCAGUAAAGGAAAAACUCUGCCACGAAAUAGCUGGUGAUUUGGAAGAGGAGGCGAUGUCCCAGAAGAUACAGGACGAACUGGAUCAAGUUGAAAGACAAGUUUACGUUUUGGAAAAAGAGGAAAAUGAGCUGAGACGGGCGUUGCAAAAGCUUAACGACAAAUCGAAGCGAGAGAGCUUCAAGCCGUUUGACCGAAGUUUUCUGCUCAAACGCCAACCCACUGGUGAAGAUAUUUUCCGCGGAGCUUCCAAGAAGUAUAGAGCAACUGUUGGUGACAAAGGAGAUGAAGAAAUACUAAAACUGUGGAUAGAAGAUGGCGACCUGAAAGAUUUUGGUGCUACAAUAUCAUCAGAACCCUCAAUAACUACGUCACCCACUAAUAUCCGCCAGGAUCAGUCUGGGAGAAUUACGAUCGAGUUGAACCACAACCAUCAGUCUUGUAGCUCUGAUUCCUUCGAGCUGUCUUCAGGAUCGACGUCUCCGGCCACCAACGGUUUCGAAAAUAAAUUAGAUGCGAAAACAUCGCAUUCUGUUUACUCCAAUAACAACGAAAACGAAGACGGCGAGAAUAGAACUGAACGUCAUAAGUCGAGAAACGAAGAAAGUGCAGAGGAAGGUGAUAAAACAGUGAAAAAGAAAGGUCUUGCUCAUGUUGACGAGGACAAACAGUUGAACUUUAUAACAAACGACUCGUCACCAAGCAAUCUACAGCCCACAGUAAACGGUGGCACCGCCUCCGAAUCAACACAACAACGAGAAUUAUACUCAAACACUAUUGAAGACGGCUGCGGUGAGGAAAACACAAUGAAUGAAAACAAAACAGACGAUGAGAAGACAGGGGCAUUAAGGAUGGCAACACAAAAUGGCCUUUGUACAACGGACAGUGAAAAAGAGGCGUUAAGGCUCGAUGCUGGAGAGUUAAAAAGCAAACCAACAACACAAGGUUCACUUCAAACCCCAUUAGAGGAAACGAUUGAUGUUGUCACAGCACCUUCGGCUGAGUCAUCGGCCGCAUCUAGAAUGAAUGGCUUGCUUUUAAGGCUGGAAGAGGACAAUGGAAACCUAGUCAGAAACGAGAAAGAUAUCCAAAUCAGUAAUGGAGGAGGAACUUCACUGCGCAGUUUGACGCAAGAUGAACUCAUUCCCUUCGUUAUGGAAGAGAAAAAGAGAAAGGAUGAAGAGAUAGCCAAACAGAGAGAGAUAGAUGAUGAAAUGCGCAAGAAAGCUCGUGAAGAGCGUAACAAGCAGGAAGAGGAGCACAAAAAGAUGGCAGACCAAAGAAAGGCAAAGUUUGAAGAAGAGAGACAGAGACUCGAAAAGCAAACGGCUUUAACGCAAGAGAAACAGGAACUGAAGAAAGCUCCCCUGUCAAGAAGAGAAGCAGGAAAAAUAAUUGAGGAGGAGCUUGAACAGCAAAGAGUACGCGAGGAGUUGAUGCGUAUGGAAAACGAAAAGAUUAAGGAAAAAGAAAGGCUUGAAGUAGAAAAGCAGAAAUCAAAGCAUGCCAAAAAGGAAGAGCAUCCUUCGGCUUUUCACAACAAAGAUCUCGUGCAAAAACCAAUAUUCGAUGAGAAAAAGGACUUAAUAGAUGGUAGUGAUACACAAGGGCUAAGGAUCUCGUCCAAACGCGGUAGUGUCAUUGAUUUGAGUGAAGGCGAUGACAGUGUUCAUAAUGACGUCAGGAAACCACCUCUUGAGAAUAGAGCUUCUCAGGAGUCGCUGCAUACACAGCGCCAGUCACAAGCACAGUCUCGACCCCAGUCUCAACCCCAGUCUCAACCCCAGUCUCAACCCCAGUCUCGACCCCAGUCUCAACCCCAGUCUCCACCCCAACCACAGCCGGUUAUUCGCAGUACCAAAGAAAGCGGAAAGAUGACGCUGACUCGGAAGGCUGAAAAUCGGAAGAGCUUUGUUGAGCUGGAUAUAGAGCGACAGAAGGAGAGGGAAGAAGAACUUCGGAGAGAGGCAGAAAUCGCCCGUAGGAUUCAUUCGAAGAAACAGAUGGACACUAGUUGUAAAGAUGUCGAGGAAGUCGCGAAAACGAAAGAGUAUCGUCCUGAGUCUAAUGGUGUCGGUGGAAAAACGGCCCCAACGAAAAAACAGAUGGAGAUAGAGCCAGUUGUCCCGCAAACGAACACACAAACUGUUCAGUCGCCUCCUGUCGAUCAGGUUGAUGCUAAACAGGGUGCAGAAAAUGGAACAGAGAAGGAAGAAUCGCAAAGAAACGCAGAAGAAGAGGAAAAACGACGGAAAUGCGAGGAAGAGAAGGAACUUUUUCGGCAGAUGCAGGAGCAAGAAAAGAAAAGGCGAGAAGCACAAAAACCUGACCUUGAAAAGAUAAGAAAAGAAGUAGACCGAAAAGAAGCUGAGGAGUUGAUGCGUGUUAAGCUCGAAAAAGAAGAAGAGAAGAAAAAACAGCGUGAGGAAGAACGUAUAAAAGCUGAAGAACGCCAGAAAGAUAAAGUGGAAAGACAAAAAGGGCAGGAAAAAGAAAUAGAAUCCAGGAGGACGGCGUUUGCUGCGCAUAAAUUGAUCUUAGAACAGCGCGUUUUGAAAGCGUUGGAAGAAAGUAAACAAGAAAUCACCGUUACGAGAAGACGAGCUUCAAGCUUUGAACGCCCUACAGAAGGAUUUGACCUUGAUGAACUCUCUCCCUCAGCAGAAGGUCACUACGACUCUUCCAGUAGUGGCGUCAAACUUAGAAAAGCUAACUUUGAAAAUGCAGCUGUUAGGAAGGAUUCCAAAGAGGAGAUGCUAAAGAAGCGAUAUUCGCUCAAUCUUGACCAGUCUCGUCAGCCAAUCAACUCGGCUACAGACGCUUCCGUGAAAAGUAAGCAGCCAGGAUCUGUCAGUAAGAAAUACGCUGAUGACGCAUUCGAUAAGGGAACGCGGGCGCAGAUGGAAAGAGAAGAAGAGUUGUUGCGGCGAGUUGGAUGGAAAGCUCCUUCGAAUGAAGGCAAACUUACGAAAGCGAAAAGUGUUGGAGAUUUGUCAAUGAAAAAGGGACAAAACGAGGAUAAAAAGGCGGGCCCUGUUGUCCUACGAAGAGUUUCUUUUAUUAGAGAUGAUACCGAUAGUGUGGAUGGUAUUCCUACAUUUUCUGAUUCGAGGAUACAGAGAGAGCUGGAGGAACAGCGCAUGCGUGAAGAAAUUGUAAAGAAAGAGACCUCAGAAGCAGAGAAAAGGCAUCGAAUGGAAGAAGGGAAAAAGAAAGUUGUCGAAGUAGCCAGUAAUAAGAAAGAGAUGAGCUUGAAAGAGAUCAAGAGAAAUCCACUCCCCAACAAAAUUCAAGUUAAAAAACCGUCCAACCGGGACUCUCUAACUCACUCCAUGGCAACGCAUUGGGAGAAUAUGUUACAGUCUCAAGAAGGAAACGAAGCAAUCAACAAAAAGGAAGUAAGGAAAAGCAGGAUCGAGAUGGAAAGAGAAGAAGAAAGAAGAAGAGAAGAGGAAUUACAGAAAGAAAGAGAAAGAGUCAAGUUAGAAAUCAAACAGAAAGAGGAAGCGAAUAAAUCCGAGCAGCAGCGGAAAAUUGAAGAAGAAAUGGGGAGAAAGAGAAAGGCGAAAGAAGAAAAGGAGAAGCGUCAACAGCGGACCUCUGCGAUGAAAUCUAUGUUCGAGAAAAUGGGUGGGAAGAAAUGACCCGGAUUUAAAAUUCCUUUUCCUCAUUUUACUGUCAUUUCGUGCAGUAUAUCGUCAGCUCAGCCUGCCUAAUCAAACGCUUGCGCAGGGUCAGACUUGGCAAUUUUUGCGUAUUGUAAAGGGGUGGGGGGUUAUGGUCUGGUCACACGUGUUCACGGUAAAACAAGGCGCUUAAACAGCCUCGCUUCUAGUCUUUUUUCGACGUCGUAGUAUUUAACGUCAGUAAGUGACAACCUCGUUGUAAUAAGACACAGCUGCCUCGUUGCCAGACGUUAUUUUCUUGGCGAUAGUUACCUGAUGUCUAUAAAAUGUAGAGACCACCACACUUGGAAACUAGUUGCCAGAUUUUUGUGGUUAGACCAUGACCUGACAUUAUAUUAUAUUAUAUUAUAUUAUGUUAGUUGCGUUUAAGUUCGUUAAAGGAAAUUUAUUCGUUGUUUACCCAGUAAAUUCUGCGCGUUGCACUUUGUGUGGCCGGUAAAAUUUGUGGCAAAACCUAAUCGAAAUAAUUAUAUUCUGUAUAGCUUGGCAAGUUGACAUUUUAUGAGGGUAAGUUUGAUACAAUUUCUUUUGUAGGUAACGCAUUAACUCUUCGAGUCUGGGUUUAGUAUAGUAUUUAUAACGCUUAUUUAAUUUGUAUUUAAUUUUCGUUGAUCGCUAGUUUUUGUGACUGCAAAAUGACUCUUCUAAUGCCUUCGCAAGAUAUGACCAAUAUUUUCUCUUUACAGACGUCGAACAAUACUCUUCGCUUAUCGCUGGAAUUUUCAAAACGCAACAAUUUUGUAUGUAGCAGCCCUAAGAGUUACCAGCAUCUAAUUUCUCUUGACAAUAUUACUGCUAAAUCAUUUGUUAAGUUCAUGAGAAUACAGGAAAUGAUCGCCAACCUAAGAAGCUUAGAUCGUUAAACAAAUUCUCCUUGACCGUACCAAAGGAAAUGUAUAGAGAACAGUAUAGAGAAAAUGGAUUCUGAUGUAAGGGUGCGAGGGUCAAAGGUCGUUUAUCUUGUUUUGGACAUACUGAAACGUGUCAAUCCUUUCUUUUUGAGACUUAAAACACUUCCUCGUGUCAAAGGACGAUUUUUUCGUCAGCAUGAGUUAUGAAAAAGCGAAGACUCACUUUUUUGUAGAAUCGUAGCCCAAUUUAUACAUACAGAAUGAGAUUAUUCAUCAGCGUCGUCAUAGCUAAGUAUUUGAAAAAUACCCAAGUUUCCAUAUAUGCUUGCAGAUUUUUGUAACUGCAACGCAAGAUUUUCUCAUGUUGAUAUAUCCGGGAGAUUAUAAAUCAUUAAAAGAUUUUGACGUAAAAAGAGGUUAAUGUAGUACGAAAAAUUUUCUUAUAAUCUUUACCCCAAGGGUAAAUUGGGUAAUUAUUUUUGUAUAGUUAGACAAACAUACGAAUUUCUAUGCAUUGAAUAUAUAUUAGUUUGUGUUAUUAUGGCUAGGCUCAUUUGGUCCGACGCUUGUAUGUGAUAAGUACUGAAGUCAAUUGAAGAAAUUUACUCUUUAUUUGCCCUUA